CAGGACUGGAGGAGGAGGAAGGAAGGAAGGCAAGAGGCAACCUCAUGGCGACCAGGCUGGCUUUGGCUUCCUUGGCAGAGGCUCCUCGGGAAGCCAUGCAUUUCCUCCCCUGUGAGAUCCAGCAUGAUGGGGAAGCUGCCAUCCGGAAGUACUUCUCUCCAGCCAUCAGGGGGCCAGACCAGGCCAAUGAGUCAUCGGUCUCCUUUCGUGGGCGAAGUCUAAAAGGGGUGAAUGUCUCCGUUCCAGAAGGAUAUGUUGGACUUGUUUUGGAGAAGGAUGUGACGCCGCUGUUGUCGUCAGAGGACAAAGAGCUGCAUGUCAAGUCGACCUUCGAAUCUCUGACCGUAUGGAACCUGGAACAGGCACCGAAGAACACAGAUGAGAUCCUAAUGGCUCUCCAUUGGCCAGAGAUUGCCGAAGGGAUCCAUUCUGCCGUGCCUGACGAAGAAUGAGAACCAUUCCAGAGCGAUGGAAGUCCAUACUGAAGAUUCAGCAUCUGGAUUUCCGUCGGCGCCAGAAGAAAGAAGACUUCUCCCGCAGCCCCUUCUCCACCUUACGCUCCAAGGUGACUCGGAACAGAUAGAACCUGACUCGAUGCUUUCCAUUUUUUCUAUUUAGUCAUUAAAGAGUUUUAUUUUAACCCAUAUUGUAAGUGGAUGAUGUGUAAAGCUUUUGAAGGCAAAGGAGAUGCCUGUUCUUGGUGCCCGUUGUCAUAAACUAUGUAUGGAACUGGA
Molecule: messenger RNA, 734 nt
Organism: Anolis sagrei ordinatus
Lineage: Eukaryota; Metazoa; Chordata; Lepidosauria; Squamata; Anolidae
Gene: RNASEH2C
Product: ribonuclease H2 subunit C
Biological process (GO): RNA catabolic process
Cellular component (GO): ribonuclease H2 complex
Source: RefSeq, a predicted model, not a curated record